Molecule: messenger RNA, 2901 nt
Organism: Psammomys obesus (fat sand rat)
Lineage: Eukaryota; Metazoa; Chordata; Mammalia; Rodentia; Muridae
Product: zinc finger protein 160-like
Biological process (GO): regulation of transcription by RNA polymerase II
Molecular function (GO): RNA polymerase II cis-regulatory region sequence-specific DNA binding; DNA-binding transcription factor activity
Source: RefSeq, a predicted model, not a curated record
CCCAAUAAUGGAGCAGGACGGGUGCACUUCUGGGUUGCUCGCCGCAGACGCCAUUGCCUUAGCACUUUGGUUCCCAGGGGGCUUGAGUUAACUAAAUGCCGGAAGCCUAGGCUUGUAGCCGCGUUCUGGAUGGUCUCCUCCGGGGAGCAGCGACCUCGAAGCACUCGUCCUUCAGCGUGCAGCAGUCAAGGGCAGCGGUUUGUCAUUUCCACGGAAGAUCCCGCGGUCCCGAGUCCAGCCGAUUUCUGUGGUCCCCUGGCCAAGGCCAGACCGGCGUGGGGAGGUUGAGCCGAGGCCUGCAAGGCGCUCCAUCCACCUCAUCCUGCCCACGAAAAGUCCAACUAUGGCGUUCGGGAAGAAACAUACACAGGUGUCUCUGACCUUUGAAGAUGUGACUGUGGCUUUCACCCAGGAGGAGUGGGGGCAGCUGGAUCCUGCUCAAAAGAGUCUAUACUGGAAGGUAAUGAUGGAAAUCUCUGGGUUCCUGGUCUCUCUGGGGUAUCCUGUUCAAAAAGUGGAGCUAUUAUGCCAGCCGGAGCAAGUGCAGGAAUCAUGGACUGUGGCAAAGUCCCUCUCUGAAAGUACCUGCUUAGGGUUAACCCCUAAGCCUCCUAAUCAGUGCCAGCAGCUGGAGAUGUGUAUUAUAUGCCCACGGGGAAUGCCGUCAUUCACACCACUGAGGUGUCAGUGGAAACACCAAAGCCAUAGGACCUACCGCUUGUAAGCCAAAACUGCCUGAGGGAACCUUAUUCUGGGGAGAAUAAGAACCCCAGGAGACAUGGAGUGGGUGCAAAGCAAAGACCAUGAUGGUCCAUCAAAAGUUCAGAAAAGACUCUUCAGACAAGAGAUGGAGGCCUGGGGGAGAAGCUCCCUGGGAAAAUGAGUCCUGUACAGGGUGCUGGAGGGACAGCUGAAGAAGUGCGUCCAGUGCUCAGACAUGAGGAAGAGGGAAGUAUCUUCAGAUGCAGUGAGUGUGGGAAGGUUUUCAAUAAGAGACACCUCCUUGCUGGACAUGAGAACAUCCACUCUGGAGUGAAGCCCUGUGAGUGUACAUAGUGUGGGAAGACCUUCAUAAAGAGUACUCAUCUCCUUCAGCACCAGAUGACCCACACAGGAGAAAGACCCCAUGAAUGCCUGGAAUGUGGGAAGGCCUUCAACCGCAGGUCAUACCUCACCCAGCACCAGCGAAUCCACAGCGGGGAGAGGCCAUAUCAGUGCAGUGAAUGUGGGAAGUCCUUCACCCACCGCUCCAAUUUUGUCUUGCAUAGCAGGAGACAUACUGGAGAGAAAUCUUUUGUGUGUACAGAAUGUGGACAGGUCUUUCGACAUAGGGGAGGCUUCCUUAGACACUACAUCAUUCAUGGUGGAGAGAACCCAUAUGAGUGCUUUGAGUGUGGACAGGUCUUCAAACACAGAUCAAACCUCCUGUGGCACCAGCAGACACACACAGGAAAGAAGCCCUAUGAGUGCAGUGAGUGUGGGAAAGUCUUCUUUGAGAGUGCAGCCCUGAUCCACCACUAUCGCAUUCACACCGGGGAGAAGCCUUAUGUGUGCAGUGAGUGUGGCAAAGCCUUCACCCACUGCUCUACGUUCACCCUGCAUAAAAGGGCCCACACUGGAGAGAAACCCUUUGAGUGAGAGUGUGGCAAAGCCUUUACCAAUCGGAAAGACCUCGUUCGUCAUUUCAGCAUCCACACUGGGGAAAAACCCUACGAGUGCAUAGAGUGUGGGAAGGCCUUUGCCCGCAUCACAAACCUCAUUUGCCAUGCCGUCAUCCACACUGGGGAGAAGCCCUAUGAAUGCAGUGAGUGUGGGAAGGCCUUCAGCCGCAGCUCAUGCCUCACUCAGCAUCAAAAAAUUCACUCUGGCAUGAAGCCAUAUGAGUGUGGCAAGGUCUUCAGCAAAAGCACAUACCUUCUUCAACACCAUAUAGUGCAUACUGGGGAGAAACCUUUUAAGUGCAUGGACUGUGAGAAGGUCUUCAACCGAAAAUCCCACCUUACCCAGCACAUGAGGAUCCACAACGGGGAGAAGCCUUAUAAAUCCACACUGGAGAGAAACCUUUUGUUUGUAGAGAAUGUGGGAAAGCUUUUCGAGAUAGGCCAGGUUUCAUUCAUUCAACACUACAUCAUCCACAGUGGGGAGAACCCAUAUGAGUGUGGACAGGUCUUCAAACACAGAUCAAACCUCCUGUGGCACCAGCAGACACACACAGGAAAGAAGCCCUAUCAGUGCAGUGAGUGUGGGAAAGUCUUCUUUGAAAGUGCAGCCCUGAUCCACCACUAUGUGAUCCACACUGGGGAGAAGCCAGUGUGCCCUGACUGUGGCAAAGCCUUCAACCACAGGUCGUACCUUGAGCACCAGCGCAUUCACACCAGGGAGAAGCCUUAUGUGGGCAGUGAGUGUGGCAAAGCCUUCAACCACUGCUCUACGUUCACCCUGCAUAAAAGGGCCCACACUGGAGAGAAACCCUUUGAGUGCAAAGAGUGUGGCAAAGCCUUUACCAAUCGGAAAGACCUCGUUCGUCAUUUCAGCAUCCACAAUGGAGAGAAGCCCUAUGAGUGCAUAGAGUGUGGGAAGGCCUUCAGCCAUAGGCCAGGACUCAUAAGGCACCAGAGAAUUCACAGUGGAGAGAAACCCUGUGAGUGUGUUGAGUGUGGGAAAACCUUUUGUUGGGGCACGAACCUCAUUGGCCACUCCAUCAUCCACACUGGGGAGAAGCCCUAUGAAUGCAGUGAGUGUGGGAAGGCCUUCAGCCGCAGCUCAACCCUCACUCAGCAUCAAAGGAUGCACACUGAGAGAAACCCUAACAGGGUGCCAGAUGAGGAAAGGUCUUUCACAAGUGGGCAAACUUCUGUCAACAUCCAAGAUCUUCUGUUGGGAAAUGGCUUUUUAAUGUAA